GCUACAGCUACUGCUACGUAGGAAAUGCCAACAUAGGAAACCAAACGAGUAGUAAAAGUGUGUUUGUUUCGCUGUUUGAAUUGGUUUGUCCGCAAGUCCAGUUUCUGAGUCCCCAACUCUGCGCCCCAUUCUUGCUCUCUCUGCCUCCGCCUGCAACACCAAUAUAGAGGGAAGGCAACACACAGAAGGGAAGGGAAGAGUUAAGCCCUGCUCUUUCCAUUCCGGCAUUCAAAAAGCUUCAUAAGUAGUCUUUCAGGCAGGCACGUUCUGUUCAUUUCUGUGCUCUCUUCUUGCUGCUGCUGUUUCUCAUGAUGACAUUAGUACAUCUCUUUCCCUUCCUUCUUAUUUGACUGAAUAGUCGCACAGUAGCAGUAAGAUUUCGUUGUUGUUUCUGGGAAAACAAGAACCCUCCGCUUUUUUCUUCAGUUAAAGAUGCAGUCGUCCUCGUCCAUGGGCGAGAUCGACACCAAACCCAUCAAAUCCGUUCAGGUAGCUCUUACCCUUUUCGAAGAGAAAGGGGACAAUCAGAAAAAAUUCGCCCCCACCUGGAGUAUGAACAGCAGUACCCACUCCACCCUUGAUCAGGCAGUAGAGAAAGCAAAGGACAUGGAUGGGCUCUCAAAAGAGUUAUCAAACUGCAAGCUCCAACUUGAGGCAAAAGAUUCGGAACAAUUGCAGCUUCUUCGCAGGGUCGAGCACUACCAGAGCACAGUAGAGCAACUCACUUCUCUGUUGAAGGACUCCGAGUCCGAGAAAGAGUUCCACAUCCAACAGAACCUCGAAGCCGCCCUCCGGCUCAGCGAGCUGGGGGAUCAAGUUGCUGAGGCGGCGAAAUUAAGGGAGCAACUCUCCAACGUCCUCCACGAGCUGAAAUACAAUCAGGGCGAGAUGCUCAGGAUCCAAGCCGAGCUCGCCACGCUCAAGGAUGAGAAGAACAAGGCCCUUGCAAGGGCCAAGGCCAUGGAAUCUAUGGCGAACUCGGACAAGGGGAGAUCCGAGGAGCUGCUGAAGCAAGUGGGAGAUGCUCAAGUCGAGAUGACACUCCUGAAAUCGGAGCUCAUCAAGAUAAGAUCAAAGGCUGUUGUGGCCGAGGCGGUUGAGGCUAGAAACAAGAAGCAAGGGGGUGUUGGGUCAGUGAAACGGUCAACAACGCACAAUGUUCAGGGCAUUGUGGAAGAAGCAUCUCAAGGAAACCAUAGUACUCAUGAUGUGAAUUGUGAAGGGGGAGGAGCAGGCGGAGGAGGGAAGGUCAUGAUUUCAUUGGUUGAUUAUGAGGCAUUGGUAGAGAGAGCUUCAACGGCGAAUCAGAGUUUCUGGAAGGACUAUGAUCAGUCAGCGGUGGAGUUCAGGACUGAGUUGGGGAACCUGAAGAAAGAAUUGGAAGGUGCAUUGUCCAAGAUCGGGGACUUCAGAGCAAGGGCGGAGCAGGCAGUGACGAGGGCAGAUGUUGCGGAGAAGGCCAAAGUGGAAGUUGAGGAGGAGCUUAGGAAGCUGCGGGAAAGGAAGCAGAAGAGGAAGGCAGCGCUGGCUGCACUAAGGGAGGAAUCCUUGUCUGGAAAGUUCAGCUUCUUGCCUACUACAACUACUAGUACUUAUGCUCCUAACAAGUCGGCCAAUUCGUAUCAGCCGUUGGGUAAGAUCCUGAACCUGACUUACUAGCUAGGUUGGUUAAGGUCUUGUGUUUUGGAUUGAGAGGAAGUUGUAAGGAUAGUAGAAGCAAAUGAAACAGCAAUGGGUCUAAUGAUCUUGUUUUUGUGAAACGUAUUCUUUCUUUCUGUCUUCCCUUUUGGGAAGGAAUAUCAUGGUAUUUGAUUGGUUUAAUUUGUUCGAGUGAAGCUUUAUACAUUCCAUGGAAACAACUUAUUGAAGCA
Messenger RNA from Linum tenue, 1871 nucleotides. The record is from the annotation of a GenBank genome assembly. Lineage: Eukaryota; Viridiplantae; Streptophyta; Magnoliopsida; Malpighiales; Linaceae.